This is a messenger RNA of Hippocampus comes (tiger tail seahorse), 4815 nucleotides long. RefSeq names its product protein phosphatase 1, regulatory subunit 16B (gene ppp1r16b). The record is from RefSeq and is a predicted model, not a curated record. NCBI's taxonomy places the organism in Eukaryota, Metazoa, Chordata, Actinopteri, Syngnathiformes, Syngnathidae. Gene Ontology annotation, molecular function: myosin phosphatase regulator activity; protein binding; enzyme inhibitor activity. Gene Ontology annotation, cellular component: cytoplasm. The coding region runs from base 334 to 2001 and encodes 555 amino acids. Gene Ontology annotation, biological process: establishment of endothelial barrier; regulation of sprouting angiogenesis. The transcript is spliced from 11 exons.
ACACACACACAUUGACUUUUCUAAUUCACACGCACACACACGCGCUGCAUAGCUAAGCAGCUCGGCGAAUCUCCGCUGUAACGGGACAAGUUACUUGAACCCACCGGGAUAACCACCGAGCUCUCGCCGCUGCUCUCGCCGUAUUGGAGCGCCUGUCCCCGGUCAGAGAACUGCAUCGGAAAUCAUCACAGCGACGACAAUGAUGCUGACGAAGAGAAUGACAGGAGGAGGCCACCGCCGAAGGUGCAGCCCUCGCUAGACUUCCGCCAUCUGCUCUGCUCUGCUCUGCCCACCACCACCACCGUCCCCAACCCACUCCGACGCUUCACCAUCAUGGCCAGCCACCUGGAGUUGAUCCAGGAGCUGCAGCAGCUGGACAAAGUCCCCAGUCUGGAGAGGCUGCGGGCGGCCCAGAAGCGGCGCACGCAGCAGCUCAAACGGUGGGCCGUGUACGAGAAGGAGAUGCAGAACAAAAAGCGCAAGGCAGACAGGAAGGGACGCAACGCCAACGGCUAUCAGCACGCCGAGGCCAAGAGGCGAGUGUCGUUCGCAGCCAGCGUGGCGCUCUUGGAAGCGUCGGCCAGGAACGACCCGGAUGAAGUGCGCUACCUGCUAAAGAACAAUGUGAGCCCAGACCUCUGCAACGAAGACGGCCUCACCGCACUUCAUCAGUGCUGCAUAGACAACUACGAGGAGAUGGUAAAGAUCCUGCUGGACCGUGGAGCCGGCGUCAACGCUCAGGAUAAUGAGCUGUGGACGCCGCUUCAUGCUGCCGCGACCUGUGGACAUGCGGGCCUCGUCAAGAUACUCAUUGCACAUGGUGCCGAUCUGCUGGCGGUCAACUCUGACGGGAACAUGCCGUACGACCUUUGUGAAGACGACCCAACACUGGACAUCAUUGAGACGGCCAUGGCCAACAGAGGCAUCACCCAGGAGAUGAUCAACGAGACCCGGGCGUCCACAGAGAGGAGGAUGCUGGGAGAUAUUCAGGAACUGGUGAGGCUUGGCGACGAAGUCAAUCAUCAGGACUCACAGGGAGCCACACUGCUGCAUAUCGCGGCGGCUAACGGCUACAUGCAGGCCUCCGAACUGCUGCUGGAGGGCGGCGCUCGCAUGGACUUGAGAGACUCGGACGGAUGGCAGCCGCUCCACGCAGCCGCAUGCUGGGGUCAGAUGCAUGUGGCUGAGCUGCUGGUGUCUCACGGAGCUAGUCUCAAUGCCAAAACCUUUCUCGAUGAGACCCCCAUCGACUUGUGUGAGGAUGAGGAGUUCAGAGCCAUUCUGCUGGACCUGAAGCACAAGCAUGACAUCAUUAUGAAGUCGCAGCUCAAACACAAGACCUCGCUGUGCAGACGGACAUCCAGCGCUGGAAGUCGUGGGAAGGUGGUGAGGCGAGCCAGUUUGUCCGACAGACACAACCUUUGCCGCAAGGAGUAUGAGACGGAGGCCAUCGUGUGGAGGGGAGGCAGGGAGGAGGAAAAUGAGGAUAAAGAGAAAGAUCCCGACCAGGAGAUCAUCCAGGUGCUGCAUGUAAAGCCCGUGGAAGCAACCGAUCCAUCCGACCAGACCAAGCUGCCUACCAUCCUCAAAGAUGGCAGCAGUAAGCACAAUGGCCUCAUCUCUACAACCACAAGCACACACCCCCAGCCACCUUCCAACGGCAUGGCGGCGGUGGACAACAGCACGCUCGCUACCAACCCGUGCGGCCAGGAUGAAACUUUACCUCGCGAGAGAGCUCAGACUCUGUCGGAGCUGAAGAAGCAGCGGGCGGCGGCCAAGCUGUUGAACCACCCCCUGUUCAACGGUCACCUGGGUAACGGUUCCAUGGACUCUUUCAACGAUGCCAAAUCCAUGUCGGAUGACCCCCGCAUGCCAUUGGUGUCGUCCAACGGCAGCGCGGUGUUCUAUACGCCGGCCAGCGGCGAUCCGCCACUCCUCAGACUAAGGCAGCCCGUCGACGAAGAGCAGCCCAAGUCGCAGACCUGCUGCUGCGUGUCAUAGCGCCACCAUGAUGCGAGGUCGAGUAACUGCAAGUGUUUGCACAGAGGAGCCGGCGGAAAGUAAAGAAAUUGUCCCUCAAACAUGAGGACUUUCCCCAUGAAGGGAGGCUGCAGGUGUAGCAGGCUAACAAACUGAGCCUUUUGACACAUGGAAGAAACACAAAAUUGGACAGCUGAAGAUAAUUCGAGGUAGAAGUGGCGCCUCCAAAGUCCAUCUGUACCGUGACACUGGUUGACGUCCAAGAUGUUCACAUUUCAAACCAUUUUUUUUUUCUUAAGCAGACCUCCUGUGUCUUUUUUGGGCGUUGCUUCUCCUGAUGUUUUUGUGGGUCUGCUCAUGACAGAUGCGGUGAAUUUUGUUGCCUCGUGAAAACUGGCUUCAAGGGUCUGAAUCUUUUAUUUGUAAUUCAUGAUGAUUGGGAGUUACUGGGCAAAAAUACACCACCAUGCUACGCCCAGAUGCAAUGAUGGAAAAUUGCCAUUUCGUGUUAGGCACGUGUCAAGAAGAGUUCAAAUUUGGCAGCAAUCUGAAGAAAAUUUCUCAGACAAAUUUGUGUUUGAAGGACCCCGAGAAAAAGACUAAACAAAAAUAAGCAGAACCUUCAAAGUCACACAAAGUCAAUCUGUUCCGGCACAGUGGUUGACUUCCUUCUAUUGUAUCUUAGAAUCUAUUUUGGCUUGUCAGAGAGACUUAUGUCACAUGACUGUUUCACGAAUCCGACGUAGCGAGUCACAUUUGACUCCAUUUCACCAAUCAAAUGGAGCCCGUUACCGGUAGUUUCAUGACCGUACGCAGAAGCAACGUUUUCAAAUUGACUCGUUCAUGUGAAACAUGACAGAAAUCUCCAGCUCACCCAGGGCAUAGGUGAUGUCUUACAUAAAAUGAAUGGAUGGACUCCGAAAACGAACAGCUGUAUAAUGUGCUGUCAUCGGCAUCCGCCUGACGUUGGCAUUUCAAACUACAAGAGCUCCCCUAUGGAACUUGACAAAUACAAAAGAGGUUCUCUUGGUCUAUGUUUGCAAAAUUCUCUGUGUCUGUGGAAUAAAACCAGCAGGUCAACCAACGGGACAUGAACGCAAAAUGCAGUUUUUCCCACCCAAUCUGACCUGCCAUCCUGUGAAGCCACACCCUUUCCUGUCAGCAACGUUAUCAGCCGCCACCUCCCAAAAAGCCAAAAAAUAAAACACACUGGUUGGAGUUGGUCCUUGAGAUGCUCACUAAAACAAAGCCUCGGAUUAGAAAACUUGUACAUUGGCGCAUUCAUUACCCAAUGCACCACUGUACAUUUUGCCAAGAAAAUUCACUUUGAAUUCCAAACUGUACCACUAUUUAUUUGGGGUUGUGUUUGACUUUGGAGGUUGCACUGUACAUGAGUGAACUUUUAGAUAGGUCACCCAAGUUUUUUUCUUUUUUUUUUAACAUGAAGGAAAAGUCAUGGUGUCCGACAUUUUUCAUGGAUUUCAACAUAUCAGAAGAAGCAAAAAUAGUGCUUUGAACGGCGUAAAGGGAAGGAAUGCCAUAAGUGUUAUUUUGUACUUGGACAAGCCACCGUCCGUUUAUAUAUCGUAUAUCUGCCCCCAAAUUAUAUUUGUAAUGAUCUGCUUUGAGGUAACGUGAGAGUGAAAACUGUUAACUGUACAUUUCUUUAUUUAUGACAUGAUUUAUGUGUUCCUACAUUGAAGUGUAUUUAUUGUUGUGGAUGGUGUGUGGAGAGCGAGUUACGAUAAAGAGAAGAGUCAGCAAAGCACCUUUUUUCUUCAUACGAAAGCGACAGCUUUAAUCAUCGAAUGAUCCCUACAAAUACAUAACUGCCACAUCAGAGUCAGAAUCUCAUUUCUCGCACAUGGAUAUCGCAUGCGUCCUAUCAGUAUAAACAGAGUGAAAUAGGAAAUGUGUCACCUAAACAUUGAAAUAAAAGACAGUCAACAAGAUCAGAUACUGUACAGAACCGGGCACUUGGCUCUGCAGUGUAAAUCCCGCCUAGAUGACUUAUGAAAUACUUGUCGGACAGCCGCGAUUGCUUUCGACACACACAGGAUGGCAGAAGGGAGUGUCGGGUGUUUGACUUCACACCCUUGCCCUGGCAUUGUGGAAUUUGGGCGACCCAACGUCCUUCCUACUCAACCGACUUUGUUUCAAUUAGCGAUGGCCAUGUGAGUAAAUUUGCUUGAUUUACAGGUUAACAAAUGACCACAUUAUCGUUACCGUAUAGUGUUUGUCACGUAUCAAAAACAGUACCCUACAUGUUUGCCUCAUCUCCACACCAGUGCCAAAGAGUCUUCCUUUCAAAAAUACAUCUACUUUAGGUGUAAUCUGUUCCUUUAAAUCCACAUUUCCCCCGCGCUCGCUUGUACAGUGUCAAUGAGUUGUACAGAUUAAUUUGUAAAUACUAAUUUCGUCUAUUCCCACGAACUGCAUUUGUCUGUGUGGUUAUCGGUGUCUUAAUGGAAAGUAACGUAAGAAAAUACUUAACAAUCCACUUGGGUAAUCCUGCUUUAUGUGCAUCAUCUGCCUGCCAAGUAUACUCAGGUGUCAGUGUUUAAAUGUAUUCCACCACUGUGUACAUUUUUUUUUGGUCCUGAAAUGCCUGUUUUUAUUUUAUUACAUGUCAACUAAGCGUCAAGCUGCUGCGGUGGAGUAAGUUGUCCAAUUCCUUCAAAAAAUAUACAGUAGUUUCAUGCGUGAUGAUCGACGAAGUGUCCAAAAAUGGACAAAAGGAUACAAAUGAAAAACUACUGAUGAUGUUGUAAAAACUAGACCAUACUGAGGGUUGCAUUCACAUAUUUUGAAUAAAUUGUAUAUUUUGAGAAUUGC